This is a messenger RNA of Perognathus longimembris pacificus (Pacific pocket mouse), 1467 nucleotides long. RefSeq names its product SH2 domain containing 1A (gene Sh2d1a). The transcript is spliced from 4 exons. Gene Ontology annotation, biological process: cell-cell signaling; cellular defense response. The coding region runs from base 52 to 432 and encodes 126 amino acids. The record is from RefSeq and is a predicted model, not a curated record. Gene Ontology annotation, cellular component: cytoplasm. NCBI's taxonomy places the organism in Eukaryota, Metazoa, Chordata, Mammalia, Rodentia, Heteromyidae.
GCACUUCCUUUUUACUGUCUCCUUCAUCGGCCCUCUUGAAUCCAUCCAGCCAUGGAGGCAGUGACUGUGUAUCAUGGCAAAAUCAGCAGGGAGACUGGGGAGAAGCUACUGCUUGCCAGGGGACUUGAUGGCAGUUAUUUGUUGAGAGACAGCGAGAGUGUUCCAGGAGUAUACUGCUUGUGUGUGCUGUAUCAAGGUUAUAUUUAUACAUACAGAGUAUCCCAGACAGAAACAGGCUCUUGGAGUGCUGAGACAGCACCUGGGGUACAUAAAAGAUUUUUCCGGAAAAUAAAAAAUCUCAUUUCGGCAUUUCAAAAGCCAGAUCAAGGCAUUGUAAUACCUCUGCAGUAUCCAGUUGAGAAGUCCUCAGCACGAAGUACACAAGGUUCUACAGGGAGAAGAGAAUCUGAUGUCUGCUUGAAAACACCAUGAAGAAAAAUAGAACACUUUACUGUCAGUAAUUUAAAUAUAGGCUAAAUCUUGUGUGUUGUAGAUAAUAUAGUUCAGUGAGCCACAAAUGCAUUUCUAACUCUAUCAUAGUCCUAUGAUGGAAGCAUCUAGUCUGAUGUUUUAAGCUGAAAUGGACCUUGUAAAUAAUGAAGUGCUUUGAAAUAGGGUAGAAAAAAAUGAUUCCUCAGGUUAUUUUUAGUUAUUAUAUUUAAAAAAAAACGAGAGGAGUUAAAACCUACUGAAUACUUUAUAAAAGAUUAAUGUCAAUUCUUGCCAAAUAUCAAUAAAGCUAAUCCUCAGCUUUUGUCAAAAGGACCAUUUUUGAAAGGUGAGAUACUCUGCGAUAGUGAUUUUUGAAUGUCUCUGAUUGUAGGGUGGGAAAGGAGUUAUCAUGUGCAAUGUUGCACUAGCUAUGAUGUGAUAAACUGAGGUUUUGAAGCUGUAUGCUUAAACAAGUGCUAGAUAAAUAGAGAAGAAAUUCAGUUGAAAUAUGAAAGAAACUUGUGUAGAAUUCUAGUUUUGGACAUACAAUGUACAAACCAAUCUAGAGUUGAAAGUCCUUUAAUUUAUGAUGCUCUAAUGUUUGCUAUAUUUGAUACUACAGGUGGGUGGCCUGAUGAAGUGGACUUUUCUUCUUUACAUUUACCUAUGCCCCAGUUUCUAUUACCUAUAAAGUGUCAUUUGGAAGGGAAUCUUGAAGUUUAUCAUUACAUAAAUUAAUUUUAAAUUUUCUGACUAAUUGAAACUUAAAUGAGAGUCCGAAUUAUACGCGGCAUUUUCCCCCUGAUGUAUUUUCAUACUUUUUGAGUGAUUAUAUGCCAAGUUGCUUCAGGCCUUCCAGAAUUCAUUCACUCGUUCAACAGUGUAAUAGGUCACUGGGGAUAGAGAAGUAAAAGCACUUAUUUGCUGGUUUUAAGUAGUCCACCGUACACUUGGACAAACAACAACAAUAAAAAGUAACAAAAGGAAAGGACAAAAAUAACUAUAAAAGUUGAUAAGUACACAAGUGAGGUUUCC